Messenger RNA from Nicotiana tabacum (common tobacco), 1068 nucleotides. The record is from RefSeq and is a predicted model, not a curated record. Lineage: Eukaryota; Viridiplantae; Streptophyta; Magnoliopsida; Solanales; Solanaceae.
AUGGCACAGCAGAGUUCUCGUACCAUGGUUCUGGAACCGGUUGCUCCACCACCCGAUCAGCCAGCUAGAGGCAGGGGUCAGGCAGCUAGAGGUGGAAGUCAGACCAUUAAAGGUCGAUGUGAGCCCAUGUGUCGAUACAUCUUCUUGAUAACUGAAAGUGAACUUGAACAGCUGUUUCUUGGUUUCCUGGCACGGUCUCGGACCUCGCAGGUUGGGUCCGGCAACUGUCCUCCACUUUUUCAUACGUGGAACACAGUUGGCGUAACUUGGCCAAGGGUCGAUAGGAAGCUAAAAACCAUGGAUGAGGAUGAGGAUGGAGGAGAUGACGACUGCCUGCUGGUAGCUCGGAAGAGAGGAAGCACUGACGCUUCGAACGCCCCUGAACCGAUGGUUGUGUCGCUUCACCGACAAGCAUUUUCCAAAUCUUGGGCUGAGCUUGCCCGAUACAAAGCUGAACUCAAGAACUCGGUGGAAGAGAGGGAUGUCCUUAAGCACCUUUAUGUACAAAGAGAGAAGGAGGUCAGGGAUCUCCGAGUCGAGUUGGCGAAUGCUCGCCCAGCAGAAAGGCGAGCUAGUAUAGCAGCUUCGAGAAGAGCUCAAGAUGAAAGAGAUGAAAUCUUGGUCUGGAGCCGCAAAAUCGAGGAGCUCGAAGCUAAAUCAGCCGCUGAGCUUGCGAAGGCCAAAUCUGAGGCAGAGGCAUUUGUGUCCUCGUACCGAGAUGACACUGAAGCUGCUAACACUUGGGCACACGAAAUCUCCAUUACGGCUGAAGUUAAGUUAUCAUGUGCUCUCGACCAUGCCAAGCGACAGUCCCGGAGAGAAACUCUCGAGGAGGUGCACGCUCGUGGGUUUGACCUCUUAGCUGAUAUUGAAAAAGCAAAAACAUUGAAGGAAGAGGCUGUCGCUUUGCUCUCCGAUGACGAGGAUUCUGCUAGUGGAUCCGGGAGCGGAGGAGAUGAGGAUGAAGUCCCCGAGGAGGAGAUUCCCGAAGAUGCAGCUCCCGAUGAUGCAGCUCUUGAGGAUGUGGCUUCCAAAUAUGUGGUUCCCGAGGAUGUGGCCCCGAAGUAG